This is a messenger RNA of Durusdinium trenchii, 504 nucleotides long. Lineage: Eukaryota; Dinophyceae; Suessiales; Symbiodiniaceae. The record is from the annotation of a GenBank genome assembly.
AUGCUCCCUUUGAAGGAUGGCCCUGAUUCUGGCUUGGCAGCUCUUAGCCAUGUCCCCUUUACAUGUAUUGCUGGUGCUUUGCCCUAUUUUCGCUGGGUGUUCGGCAGUUGGCGAGUUUGCAAGAAGCAGACCGGAGAGGAUGCGGCUUUGAUGCGCCUUUUGGUGAACGCUGGUGAGAUUCGGCCCCCAGACGCAGGCCAAUUGCCUGGGAAGACGCAGAUGUGUAUCGACUUUUUAGAGGCUGGAAGGUGCGACAUGGAGCUGAACUGUCCGUUUGCCCACAAUCCAGAUGAACUCUCUGGCUAUCAGUCUUUCCAGCGCUCCGACCAGCACGUCCAUCCCGAGGCCUGCAAGAACCAAGCACUAAGAUCACCAAGCCCUCCGCCACCAAUGCGAAGCGCGGGUCACUUAGCUGCUGAUCCAUCCGCUGCAGCAGAUGAUGCCUUCCUCAGAUACUUGAUAGACAUGGGCCGAGCAAGUCCGAGCGGUGCCAGACGGUGGUGA